CGGCGAGAGUCGCGCCGGAGGCUGUGCCCGCCACGGUCAACAGCGCGGGAGGACGACUGCUUUGCCAGAAAAAUUCACUUAUGUACAUGCACAUAAUAUUGCAUACUUCAGAGGCGGCUUCUAGGACCUACUGAAGUUUAUCCUCUAGCAGUCCAUGGACUCCACGGACUCCAAGGGAAGAAUGCAGACAAUCAAAUGCGUGGUUGUAGGAGAUGGGGCUGUAGGUAAGACCUGCCUCCUCAUCAGUUACACAACGAAUGCCUUUCCUGAGGAGUAUAUCCCCACUGUCUUUGACAACUAUAGUGCCCAGACAUCUGUGGAUGGCCAAAUCGUCAGCCUGAACCUGUGGGACACAGCUGGCCAAGAGGAGUAUGACCGACUGCGAACACUAUCCUACCCCCAGACCAAUAUCUUUGUCAUUUGUUUUUCCAUUGGCAACCCAUCCUCGUAUGCCAAUGUGAGGCAUAAGUGGCACCCCGAGGUCUCCCACCAUUGUCCCAAUGUGCCUGUCCUGCUGGUAGGUACCAAGAGAGACCUGCGGAAUGACACUGAGACAGUGAAGAAGCUGAAGGAACAGAGCCUAGUGCCCACAACUCCUCAGCAAGGCACUUCCCUGGCUAAGCAGGUGGGGGCUGUGAAGUAUCUAGAAUGUUCAGCCCUGAUGCAGGAUGGGGUGCACGAGGUAUUUUCAGAAGCUGUUCGGGCUGUGCUUUACCCUGCCACAAAGAAGAACACCAAGAAGUGUGUCCUUUUAUAGCUUUUGGGGUGCUACUUGGAGACUGCACCUAAGGGGGAAUGAGAGGGAUUCCUUUGAUAGCAUUGAACAAACAAUGCCAGCAUGAGCCAUUUGUCUCUUUUCCUAGAAACCCUAGACUCCAGGUUAUUGGGCUUUUGGAGGAACAAAGACAGCCUUGUUUGUACAUGGCUGCUUUGAAGUUUGGUCUGAACCUUUUGGAGGAAGUUUGGGGGGAGAGAGAGAGAGAGACUGACUGACUUUUACCUCUAAAUUAGCUUUCCUAGCUGUAUUUACCAUUGAGCAAGUGUCUCACAGAAAGACAAGUUUUUACAGUUUUCAAAUCAUUGCCUUAAACUUUCCGAUAUACUAAUUUUGGAAAAUCAUUUUAUAUGUGAUUCCUGAGUGUUCCCAGUGUCAGCAUGUUCUUCCCAUUCUGGAGAUGAGACAUGCUUACAAAAAUGCCUAAGCAGCAUUUUUCCAAGCUCUGGGAGAUACUAAUAGAUGUUCCUUAACAAGAUUCUGUGGUCAAGUAAGUCAGGAACCAGUGGGUUUUUUUUUAAGUGUUUAUUUAAAUUCCAGUUAGUUAACAUACAUUGUAAUGUUAGUUUCACGUGUACGAUAUAGCGAUUCAAUACUUCCGUGCAUCACCUGGUGCUCAUCACAAGUGCCCUCCUCCUUCAUCCCAUCACCUAUUUCCCCCAGUCCCCCCACCCAUCUCGCUCUGGUAACCAGUGAUUUAAAUAAAGAGGAACUGGUUCCUCUACUGGGGGGAUUUAUAACUUUUAAUAAGUGAGCAACAUUUCCCAAAUUUAUUUCACCAAACCUUUUCUUUUUUCUUUUUUUUGGUUCCACGCAACACCUGUUAACAUCUCUGGAAGCACAGUUUGAGAGAGGCUGGGUUAAGAGGAACUAGACAUUCCCAAAGAGGCUGUGGAGAGAAAAAAAAAAAAGCAUAAUGUGGUCCUGUUCUUUUUGAUGUUUCCCUGAGAGGGCCUUUGAGGGGAAUGUUUAUCAGCCACGGACUUGUUACUGGUUCCUCUUCUGCCCUCAGGAGAUGAGUUUGGCACUUCGUCAUGGUAGCACAUUGGAUGUGGGGUCUGAUGGUCAGAUCUGCUAUCAGAUUAUGAUAGCACUAUGGGCCUGGUGAUGUGGAAUUAAUCCCCCAUUAAAGCUGUGUCCCUGAGGCCUCUGUGAGGCCCUUUUUUUCUGUCAGCUUCUGCUUCAGGGAAAGACCACUGAAGGUUAACCCCACAGACGAACCAACCAACCACCCAACCAAAAUAUUCUGCGGGUCAUUAUCAGGGAGUUGUGUGAUUCUUCUCAGUGUCCUACCUUGCUCUUUUCCUAUUCCUCCCUCCUCUGUACACUCUGUGUGUGUGUGUGUGUGUGUG
Molecule: messenger RNA, 2127 nt
Organism: Callorhinus ursinus (northern fur seal)
Lineage: Eukaryota; Metazoa; Chordata; Mammalia; Carnivora; Otariidae
Source: RefSeq, a predicted model, not a curated record